CUGAAAGAAAUCAGGCAGGCAAUAGGGAUCAAGCGGCUGGAAGCUAUCAAGAUAGAGAAAGCGCUUGCAGCAGCCAAAAACUCAUCGUACGAAUUGAAUCGGGCUCUGCGAACAUCGGCUGCUGCAAACACCAAGAUCGCUGAGAGCACAAGCAAAGCUGAGAAGAUCUCGAAUGAAGACUAUGUAGAAAAGAUGGAUCUGUUGCCUCUGGUCGUCGAGCAUCUGUCUGCAUGCAAAAAGGUCGUCUUCGCAGGGACAGAUCCAGGCCUUGUCGUAACAUCUGUGGCAAUGCCAAGAACUCUCGAGGCGAUCUUCUCCAACAUCAACCGUUUCCAAGCUCUCGCAGACGGCUCCGAGAAAGAUGACUUUGACGUCCAGAGGCUCCCAAAGUCCCACAAGAUCACAGCUAGCCGCGUCAAUGAGGUCACCUUUGCAAGGCGACAUCAGGUCAAGCGGGAGAGAAGACGGCGGCAAGGCAUAAAUGAUCAGAAGAAGCGUGCAAAGGAAAGCCGAGAGCGGGAGCUUCGAACGAAAAGAGCCUAUGGCAAGAUCGCGGCCGAAGAGCGGCGCCACAUUUGGACCCACGCCAGCACUUCCAAGCAUUCAAACAUCGUUCAUCUCUUUGGCGAUUGGCGGGGGAUCAAUUGCGGAAUCAAGGGUCACACCCGCCGAGGACUCAAGCGGAUUCGAGCGGAGCAUAGAGCCUUCAGCAAGGUUGCGAUGACGAACGAGUUCAAUACCUCGAAGACCUGCUCGUAUUGCUUUUGCCGAGUUGUCCUCCACAAGGCACGCCGAGUCGUAGACGGGAAGCAGAAAGUCGUGCGGCUGAACGGCGCAGUAGAGUGCGUGAAUCCGCGGUGUCCGGCCAAGAAGCUGAAGUAUACGACACGAGGGAGAGAUGCUGCCGCUGCUUCCAACAUUGCGCUCUCUGGCGCAUCGAUAAUUCUGUCGUCGGACCACACGGCGCUCCCCUGCUUCCGGCGCAACUCUAAUAACACAAGGUACAGCCUUGCUACUCUGCCCACAGCCGCGGCACCAGAAUUGGUUCCUCCCGGCUCCAUUCGGAAUGAAUGA
This is a messenger RNA of Paraglomus occultum, 1074 nucleotides long. NCBI's taxonomy places the organism in Eukaryota, Fungi, Glomeromycota, Glomeromycetes, Paraglomerales, Paraglomeraceae. The record is from the annotation of a GenBank genome assembly.